Messenger RNA from Medioppia subpectinata, 657 nucleotides. Lineage: Eukaryota; Metazoa; Arthropoda; Arachnida; Sarcoptiformes; Oppiidae. The record is from the annotation of a GenBank genome assembly.
AUGUCUAAGACAAUGAACGGAGGAAAGGGCUGUCGGGCCAAAGCGCUCAUAUCAGUGGCCAAUGCGUGCGAUAAUCUGUUACUUCGGUUGGAGGCGAGCGCUCACACGUUUGUGACCACCGAUGGCCACAAACUGGAGCUCAGUUGUCACCGUUGGGACCAAUUGGACGAAGACUGUCAACAGUGGAUGAUAUCGUUGACGGAAGAGAAUAUGAAGACGUAUUACGAGUCGUCGGUUUGCGGUUGGAAUCGGUCGCAGAAGGAGAAGGAGUUACGACACCCGACGGCUCGCCAUUUGGUGGUCCGGUCUCUGGACUCGGAGGACAAGCCUUGGGUUGCGUUCACUCACUUGCGCUUCGAGUCGGGCGGCAAUGACUCGGAGUUUGCCGUCUAUUGCUAUGAACUGCAGGUCGUGUCCAGUCAUCAGCGGUCAGGUGUGGGCCGAUAUCUGAUGGCAGUGUUGCGUGACAUCGGCUCCCACUUCGGCGCCCAUAAAGUGAUGUUAACUGUAUUUAAAUGCAACGAAAACGCUAUGAAUUUCUAUACAAAAGCGUUGAAAUAUCGUAUCGACAGAUCGUCUCCGAGUCGGUGCCAAAUGCCGGACAAAGACUACGAGAUUCUCUGCAUUAAUGUCCCGAAAAGCAAACAAAACAAUUGA